GCUGUCUGUUGCCCUCCGCCGAUAAGUCCCGCUAUGACGCUAUCAAGAAGGUGACGUGUUGCGGACACCAUCCAGUCCCAUCCCAGUGCAUCACAUCUAAGAAAUUAGCACCCAAUGCAAGACUUAUGUCGAUUGUCACCAAGAUAGCCAUGCAGAUCAAUGUCAAAAUGGGCGGAGAGCUCUGGUGCCACGCGGCGGCGCAAAGUGCAUUCGACAGUACCAUGACCAUCGGGCUCGACGUCUUCCACCAGAGGGGCCAGAGCUCCGUUGGUGCCUUCGUGGCGUCUCUCAACAAGACUAAUUCCAGGUACUUUUCGCGAGCUAUGAUCCAUGAACAGAGGCAAGAGAAUAUGGAUCAGCUGGAAAGUCCUACUGCAGAUGCUCUAGGUGCAUACUGGAACCAAACUCGAAGCUACCCAAAGAACAUAGUCGUCUUCCGCGAUGGUGUUGGAGAUGGACAGCUGGCUUAUGUCCGUGACAAUGAGUGCGACCAGAUCAUACGUGGCAUAGAACGUACUGUGCCUGAAGGACAGACGGUUGGCGUGUGCUUCGUUGUUGUUCAGAAGCGGAUCAACCACCGCUUCUAUAGGACGAUAGGUCUUUGGCCUUACAAGGAAAACCCAUUACCCGGAACAGUCAUUGACGAUGUCGUUACGCGCGAAAAAUGGUAUGACUUCUUUCUCUGUAGUCAGAGUGUCAACCAAGGCACCGUGACUCCGACCCAUUACAACAUUAUCUUUGAUACUUGGAAAGGAGCGAAUAAUACAGAAUUGACGCCGAACCAAAUCCAGUCGCACACCUACCUUCAAACACACAAUUACUACAAUUGGCCGGGUACGAUAAGAGUACCAGCACAAUGCCAGUAUGCUCACAAGCUAGCCUAUCUGGUGGGCGAACACACCAUCCAUUUGCCGAACCCACAACUCGAUAACCGUCUAUACUACCUCUAAUCGGCCUACUCCCACUGUAGCUGUGUCUCCACUGGACUAUGGAGAAACAGCCCUGCAUGGCAGCUAGCUUAUCUGGUAGGCGGAAAAUACCGUUGAAUUGCCUCUGAUCGGCCUGAUCACAGUGUGUCUCCACGGAACUAUGGAUGAACAGCCCUGCAUGGCAGUGCACUGCAUCAUGCGGCAGGUG
Sycon ciliatum is the source of this 1137-nucleotide messenger RNA. Its product is annotated as piwi-like protein 1. Bases 126 to 950 code for a protein of 274 amino acids. The transcript is spliced from 9 exons. Gene Ontology annotation, cellular component: P granule. Lineage: Eukaryota; Metazoa; Porifera; Calcarea; Leucosolenida; Sycettidae. Gene Ontology annotation, molecular function: piRNA binding; RNA endonuclease activity. The record is from RefSeq and is a predicted model, not a curated record. Gene Ontology annotation, biological process: regulatory ncRNA-mediated gene silencing.